Messenger RNA from Odobenus rosmarus divergens (Pacific walrus), 3009 nucleotides. It is a transcript of the gene CDKL2, whose product is annotated as cyclin-dependent kinase-like 2 (CDC2-related kinase). Gene Ontology annotation, cellular component: nucleus. NCBI's taxonomy places the organism in Eukaryota, Metazoa, Chordata, Mammalia, Carnivora, Odobenidae. Gene Ontology annotation, biological process: protein phosphorylation. Bases 511 to 2220 code for a protein of 569 amino acids. Gene Ontology annotation, molecular function: ATP binding; cyclin-dependent protein serine/threonine kinase activity. The record is from RefSeq and is a predicted model, not a curated record. The transcript has 14 exons.
GCAGCUCGGUGGCCAACGCCUUCGCCCAGGGCUUGCUGGAGCCAAGCAGGUUCACAGACUCCAGGGACUGGGCACCUUGAGAGCUGGGAGACGGUGCCCUCCCACUCAACUAAUUUCUUUACAGGCCUUGGCCUUAACAGGCGUGUUGGUGCCUGCCGUGGACGCAUUCUGACCUGCGCUGUAUCCCUCUCGGGAGACUGCCUAUGGUUGGGGCAGAGUGAGGUCGUUGCCUUGACGACGGCAGCAUGCGGCCCGCGGUCCUCCUGAGUGUGAGCCUGCGGCAGGCCGAGGCCAAUCUGCCUCCCUGCCUGAUUCGCCCCGGCCCGGUGACUGUGUCUACAGAAGAAAUCAGACCAGCUCCGGAACUGCUAGUUUGCUAGUCAGCAUCUUUUAGACCUGCGAGCGAGAUGCAUUUCAUCUCAAAUUUGUUUCCAAGUUGAAAACCUUUGGGUCUUUCCAUGUGAAAGGAUUUUAAAGAAACACAAGAAUUCCUACCGGUUUUGAAUUAAAAUGGAAAAAUAUGAGAACCUAGGAUUGGUUGGAGAAGGGAGCUAUGGAAUGGUGAUGAAGUGUAGGAAUAAAGAUAGUGGAAGAAUUGUGGCCAUCAAGAAGUUCUUAGAAAGUGAUGAUGACAAAAUGGUUAAAAAAAUUGCUAUGCGAGAAAUCAAGUUACUAAAGCAACUGAGGCAUGAAAAUCUGGUGAAUCUGUUGGAAGUGUGUAAGAAAAAAAAACGAUGGUACCUAGUCUUUGAAUUUGUUGACCAUACAAUUCUUGAUGACUUGGAACUCUUUCCCAAUGGAUUAGACUACCAACUGGUUCAAAAGUAUUUGUUUCAGAUUAUUAAUGGAAUUGGAUUUUGUCACAGUCACAAUAUCAUACACAGAGAUAUAAAGCCAGAGAAUAUAUUAGUCUCCCAGUCUGGCGUUGUCAAGUUAUGUGAUUUUGGAUUUGCACGAACAUUGGCAGCCCCUGGGGAAGUUUAUACUGAUUAUGUGGCAACCCGAUGGUACAGAGCUCCAGAACUAUUGGUUGGUGAUGUCAAGUAUGGCAAGGCUGUUGAUGUGUGGGCCAUUGGUUGUCUGGUGACUGAAAUGCUCAUGGGGGAACCCCUUUUUCCUGGAGAUUCUGAUAUCGAUCAGCUAUAUCAUAUUAUGAUGUGUUUAGGUAAUCUAAUUCCAAGACAUCAGGAGCUGUUUUAUAAAAAUCCUGUGUUUGCCGGAGUAAGGUUGCCAGAAAUCAAGGAAACAGAACCUCUUGAAAGACGCUAUCCCAAGCUCUCUGAAGUUGUGAUAGAUUUAGCAAAGAAAUGCUUACAUAUUGACCCAGACAAAAGACCCUUCUGUGCUGAGCUCCUCCAUCAUGAUUUCUUUCAUAUGGAUGGAUUUGCUGAGAGAUUUUCUCAGGAACUACAGUUAAAAGUACAGAAAGAUGCCAGAAAUAUUUCUUUAUCUAAAAAAUCCCAAAACAGAAAGAAGGCAAAGGAAAAAGAUGAUUCCUUAUGUGAAGAGAGAAAAACACUUGUGGUACAGGAUACCAAUGCUGAUCCCAAAAUUAAGGAUUCUAAAGUAUUUAAAAUAAAAGGGACAAAAAUGGAUGGAGAAAAAGUUGAAAAAGUCAGUCGAGCUUCAAAUACGAGCUGUCUCCCUGACAAUGGGAUGAGCCACCUCAGAACAGUGCCUCCUACCAGCCUCCGAGAUUGCAGAGAUGGCAGUGUGGACCACACUAGAAGUCCGGGCGUGGCAAUCCCUCCCCUUGUGCACAACCUUGCUGGGGUGGCUUCCAGCAUUAAUUCUGGAAUGGUGACUAUCCCAGCAGUGCAGAGUUACAGAGUGGAUGAGAAAGCCAAGAAGUAUUGUAUUCCAUUUGUUAAACCAAAUAAACAUUCUCCAUCAGGCAUUUAUAAUAUUAAUGUGACCACAUCAGUGACUAGUGAAAAGAGCCUACUUCAGGCAAAUAAGAAAAGAAGGGAAUACUCUAAGACAGAUGUCCGUUUGCCUGAACUAAACUAUAAUCAUCUCCCUGAACUAAGAGCCUUGGAAGGCAUAGCUCGAAAUUCCAGGUUAAUAAGGAAAGAGAACAAAAAUCUUUCAGAAUCUCGAAUUCCUUCUCUGGCCACUAUUGACUUGCACACGCCCAGUAUCGCAUUACAUCAGGUAUCAGGAUCUCCCCUGUCAGAUGAUUCGGAGGCUGAUUUACCUCGAAUGGAACACCAGCACUGAGAGUCAUUUUGGUUCUGAACUGGAUGCUGCUUUAGCCCUUGAGAUGACAUCAUCUUGCCACAAAAGUGCUGAUAUCCUACAAAGAGAGAUUCGUGCGUUUGUCCUUUCCUUCGGAACUGCCUGCAUUUUCUGAGAAAGGCCUUGCAGAAGAAAAAAAGACAAAGACUUCCAAGUGUUUCCCAGGAAGCCCCUCCCCGACUGAUAUCCUUUCACCUUUCAAGUCCACUGUUGCUAUUUCAAGAUAUAUCCAAUGGAAGAAUAGUGAUAUGGUUCUUGUUACAUGAAUGUGUAUUUACUAUUAAUAGAUUGUGCAUUUAAAAUUACCCAAGAUUAAAAAUGAGUUUAAAAAGGGACAGAAACAUUGUAAUGGUCAUGUUAGAUGAACUUUCUGUGUUAUCUGUAUAAACGUGUACAUUUAUUUAGGAAUGGGUUCGGUGGAGGUCGGUGAUAAAAACUAGGAUCAGUUGAAGAAAUGAAAAAAUUAGGAUCAGUAAGAGAAAAUGUUUCCUUUAUCCUAAUUUAACUAUAAAUAUACAUUUAAAAAGCUUGCUUGUUUCUAGGCUUUAAGGAGAUAUGUAAUUGCUCUCUAUAGAUAGAUGUAUGUCUUUGGUUUCUGUGAUUAUUGUUGAUGUUUGAUCAUUAUAUUAUGGGAAUCUGACGUCUCUGCUGAUUUUCUAAGAACCACACUAAUGCAAAUUUCUCAAAGAAACCUUUUAUGUCUAAUGAUUUAGUAUGACUCCGACCUUAGAUAGUCCUCUGUAUUGUAAGAUUCUGGUGCCAAUGUUCCUG